This is a messenger RNA of Triticum turgidum subsp. durum (durum wheat), 3072 nucleotides long. The record is from the annotation of a GenBank genome assembly. Lineage: Eukaryota; Viridiplantae; Streptophyta; Magnoliopsida; Poales; Poaceae.
AUGGAAGUUUAUGGCAGAGUUGCAGAAAAGAACAAGAUCAAAAAGUCAAUAACUGAAAACCAAUCUGGUGGUGUAAAUGUUCUGCCUAUUGUAGGCAUUGCAGGUGUUGGAAAGACAACUCUCGCUCAAUUUGUGUACAAUGAUCCAGACGUGAAAAGUCAAUUUCACCACAGGAUAUGGGUUUGUGUGUCCCGCAAAUUUGAUGAAGUGAAGCUCACAAAGGAGAUGUUAGACUUUUUUCCUCGAGAAAGGUAUGAAGGAAUUAGCAAUUUUGCGAAGCUUCAAGAGAUCUUGAAAGAACAUAUCGAGUACCAAUCAAAGAGUUUUCUGCUUGUUUUAGAUGAUGUCUCGGAAAAUAUGGAUUAUCAUAAAUGGAACAAAUUCUUGUACCCUUUGAUAUCAAGUAAAGCGAAGGGUCAUAUAAUUCUAGUCACAACCAGAAAUUUGUCUGUUGCACAAAGGUUAAGAACACUUGAACCGAUCAAGUUAGGUGCUUUAGAAAAUGAUGGAAUGUGGUUAUUGCUCAAGUCAUGUGCAUUUGGUUUUGGGGACUUUAAAGGUCUGGGAAAUCUAAGUAGUAUUGGAAUGCAAAUAGCAGAGAAGUUAAAGGGCAACCCGUUAGCAGCAGUAACUGCAGGGACACUGUUAAGAGAUCAUCUUAGCGUUGAUCAUUGGAGUAACAUUCUCAAGGAAGAGAAGUGGAAAUCGUUGGGACUCCGUGGGGGCAUCAUGCCUGCUUUGAAGCUUAGCUAUGAUGAGCUACCGUACCGUUUACAACAAUGUUUCUCGUAUUGUUCUAUAUUUCCUGAAAAAUAUAGGUUUCUAGGGAAGGAUCUGGUCUAUAUUUGGAUUUCUCAGGGAUUUUUGAAUCAGACCCAUUCAAGUAAGAGAUUAGAGGAGAUAGGAUGGGAAUGUCUAAAUGAUUUGGUGAACCUGGGAUUCUUUCAGCAUCUUGAAGAGGAAGAGGACGAGGAUGAGGAAGGGGAAGAGGAAGAGGAAGAGGACGAGGAUGAGGAAGGGGAAGAGGAAGAGGAAGAGGAAUCUUUUUUAGGCAGUAAAAAUUGGUAUUCUAUGUCUGGUAUCAUGCACGAUUUUGCAAGGAUGGUUUCAAGGACUGAGUGUGCAACCAUGGAUGGUCUACAGCUUAAUAAUAUGUUACCAACUAUACGUCACUUGUCAAUUGUGACCAAUUCUGCAUAUCGCAAAGAUCAGCAUGGAACCAUACCUCGCAAUAUCAAGUUUGAAGAGAAGCUGAGAAAUACAAUUGCAUCAGUGAGGAAAUUGAGGACAUUAGUUUUAUUUGGGCACUACGACUCUUUCUUCUUCAAAUUGUUCCUUGAUAUAUUCCAAAAGGACCAGAACUUGCGUCUGCUGCAAAUGUCUGCAACAUGUGCUGAUUUUAAUUCCCUCGUGUGUAGUUUAGUAAAUCCUGCACACCUUCGAUAUCUAAAACGUGAACCUGAUGAGGUGGAUGGGGCUUUCCCUCAACUUUUGAGCAAGUUGUACCAUCUUCAAAUAUUAGAUGUUGCCUCAUACAUUGAUCCUACACCUGAUGGUAUUAAUAAUCUAGUUAGCCUGCGGCAUCUAGUUCCAGAAAACAGAGUAUACUAUUCCAUUGCUAACAUUGGUGGCAUGACAUCUCUCCAGGAGCUACAUGAUUUUAAGGUUCAGUUUGGUUCUAGCGGUUUUGAGAUAUCACAACUCCAAUCCAUGAACGGGCUUGUACGACUUGGGGUGUCUCGACUUGAUACUGUUAAAACUCGGGAAGAGGCUUAUGGAGCAGGACUAAGAAGCAAAGAAUACUUGAAAGAUCUGCGCUUGUCCUGGAAGGAUACCUUGUCACCCGAGGAAUAUGACAAAAACGAGGAGCUCUCACCAAUGGAUGAUAUUGGCUCAUGUUCUGAGCCUGCUUUGGAUAGAGUAGAAGCAAACGUGGAGCUCUUGCCAAUGGGUGAUGGUGACCAAAGUGACGAGCCUUCUUUGGAUACAGCAAGAGAGGUGCUCGAGGGACUUGAACCUCACAUGAACUUAAAGCAGCUACAUAUAUCCAGGUAUAAUGGUACCACUUCACCAACUUGGCUUGCCAAUAAUAUCUCAGUUACCUCAUUGCAGAGGCUUCGUCUUGAUGAUUGUGGAGGAUGGAGAAUACUUCCAUCUCUAGGAAGUCUUCCAUUUCUUACAAAGCUGAAGUUGAGCAGCAUGCGGGAAGUAACAGAAAUAUUGGUUCCUUCACUGGAGGAGCUAGUUUUGAUCGACAUGCCUAAGUUAGUGAGAUGCUCAAGCACGUUUGUGGGGGCUCUGAACUCUAGCUUACGAGCACUGCAAAUCGAGCAUUGUGAAGCAUUGAAGGAGUUUGAUCUGUUUGAGGAAGAUGAUAAUUCUGAAAUCAUUCAGGGAUCAUGGCUGCCUGGUCUUAGAAUUUUGAUUCUGGAUUGUUGCCCUCAUUUGAAAGUGUUGAAGCCUCUUCCACCUUCAACUACCUUGUCUAAGGUACUCAUCAAAGAACUUCCAAGGUUUCCGCAUAUCGAGGUAUCAUCUGGUGAAAAGUUAGAAAUUAGGAAUAUUGGCAAGUAUGAUUUGAGGAUACUGGAUGACAAAAUUUUGGCGUUCCACAAUCUUAGAGACCUGAAAUUGAUGGACAUAUAUGGUUGCAGAAAUCUAAGGUCUUUUUCGUUCGAAGGUUUUAGUCAUCUUGUCUCUUUAACACGUUUGGAAAUUGGAAACUGUGAGCAACUUUUCUCUUUAGAUGUGACGCCAGAGUAUACCCCUGAAGACGUGACAGCUGUGAACUGCAAUGCUUUCCCAUCUCUUAAAAGCCUCAGUAUUUGGUUAUGUGGAAUAGCGGGGAAGUGGCUAGCGCUGAUGCGGCAACAUGCUCUGGGCUUAGAGGAAUUGAGUUUAAGAAGAUGCGCACAUAUAACAACAGUACUGUUACCAAUGGAAGAGGAAGAAAACAGUCUAUUAACAACAGUACUAUCAUCAGGAAAAACAGUAGUGUCAUCAGGAAAUCAAGAUGAGGCGUUGACCUGGUUAGUUCUGUUGGAACCGCAGCCCUCUCUCACUCUCGGCUAG